Molecule: messenger RNA, 3225 nt
Organism: Raphanus sativus (radish)
Lineage: Eukaryota; Viridiplantae; Streptophyta; Magnoliopsida; Brassicales; Brassicaceae
Product: OPC-6:CoA ligase
Exons: 6
Coding region: 156-2990 (944 amino acids)
Biological process (GO): proteolysis
Cellular component (GO): peroxisome
Molecular function (GO): CoA-ligase activity; cysteine-type peptidase activity
Source: RefSeq, a predicted model, not a curated record
AUGCGUUAUUAUCAAACCAAAAAAAAAAAAAGAAAGAGAACAAAGUUCACUCACUUAAAGUUCUUCGAUACAUUACAUUAUAAUCAGUAGCCAGUUAGCCACACUCUUGAAACAUCUAUCCUGGAGUUGUGUUCGGAGAGAAAGAAACAAAAAAAAUGGCAUCUCUCAUUGAUUCCAGAAGCGGUUUCUGCAAAUCAAACUCUACAUUCUAUAGCAAACGCAACCCAUUGCCUCUCCCCGCGAAUCCUUCCCUUGAUAUCACCACUUUCAUCUCCUCUCAGCCUCACCGCGGCACCACCGCCUUCAUCGACGCCGCCACUGGCCACCAUUUAACCUUCUCCGCCCUCUGGACAGCCGUGGAACGCGUCGCGGACUGUCUCCACCAUGACAUCGGGUUACGUAGAGGCCACGUCGUCCUCAUCCUCUCUCCCAACUCUAUCUACUUCCCCGUCGUCUCCCUCGCAGUAAUGUCUCUCGGCGCCGUCGUCACAACCGCGAACACUCUCAACACCGCCGCUGAGAUAUUAAAACAGGUCGCCGACAGCAACCCGACGCUCGCCUUCACGACCGCCGACCUGGCUCCCAAACUCGCCGGUUCCGGCAUCUCCGUCGUACUGGAGCGCGUGGGGUCUACUCGCGGCGUCAACGUCGUCGGUGUCGUGUCUGAGAUGAUGGAGAAGGAACCGAGGGGGCAGCGAGUGAGAGACCGAGUCAACGAGGAGGACACGGCGAUGCUGCUUUACUCGUCGGGCACAACAGGACCGAGCAAAGGAGUGAUCUCGUCUCACAAGAACUUAACAGCUCUCGUGGCGAGGUUCGUGUCGGAGAAAUCGAUAUGUGACCAGAUUUUCCUCUGCACCGUUCCGAUGUUCCACACGUACGGACUACUGUGUUUCUGCAUGAGCACCGUAGCGUCGGGUUCGACGGUGGUGAUCCUCCGGAGAUUCGACCUCCACGGUAUGAUGGAAGCGGUUGAGAAGUACAGAGCCACGACUCUGGCUUUGGCGCCGCCUGUUGUGGUGGCUAUGACUAAAGAAGCGGAUGUGAUCAUGGGCAAGUACGACCUGAGCUCACUUGGAAGGGUGAGAUGCGGUGGAGCGCCGUUGAGUAAGGAGGUGACGUUGGGGUUCAUGGAGAAAUAUCCAACGGUUGAUAUUUUUGCUGGAUACGCUUUGACGGAAUCGAAUGGUGCAGGAGCCUACGUUGAUUCGGUGGAGGAGAGCCGAAGAUACGGUUCCGUGGGGUUGUUAUCGUCCGGUGUGGAGGCGAGGAUCGUGGAUCCGGAUACGGGUCGGCUCAUGGGUGUGAACCAAACGGGCGAGCUCUGGCUUAAAGGCCCUUCUAUUGCUAAAGAUCCGUCUCCUCUGAGAUCUCUCACCGACUCCAGAAGUGGUUUCUGCAAAGCAAACUCUACAUUCUACACCAAACGCAACCCAUUGGGCCUCCCACCGAAUCCAUCACUCGACGUCACAACUUUCAUCUCCUCUCAGCCCCACCGCGGCACCACCGCCUUCAUCGACGCCGCCACUGGCCACAGCUUGAGCUUCUCCGAUCUCUGGAGAGCCGUGGAUCGCGUCGCCGAGUGUCUCCACCAUGACGUCGGAAUACGGAGAGGCGACGUCGUCCUCAUUCUCUCUCCCAACUCCAUCUACAUUCCGAUCGUCUGCCUCUCCGUCAUGUCUCUCGGCGCCGUCGUCACCACCGCGAACACUCUCAACACUUCCGGGGAGAUCUCAAGACAAAUCGCCGACAGCAACCCGACGCUCGCCUUCACGACGGUCCAGCUGGCAACAAAACUCCCCGCCGGUAUCUCCAUCGUUCUCACCGAGGAUGAGCGCGUGGAGCCGACUCGCGGAAUCGUCGGUGUCGUGUGUGAGAUGAUGAAGAAGGAGCCGAGAGGGGAGCGGGUCAGAGACCGAGUCCACCAGGACGACACGGCGGUGAUGCUUUACUCGUCGGGCACAACAGGACCGAGCAAAGGAGUGAUCUCGUCUCACAAGAACUUAACUGCUUACGUGGCUAGAAUGCUCACGGAGAAGUCAAUGCACGGGACAUUCAUCUGCACCGUCCCCAUGUUCCACACAUACGGACUAUUAACAUUCGCUAUGGCCACCGUAGCUAUCGGUUCCACGGUGGUCAUCCUCCCUAGAUUCGAGCUCAACGACAUGAUGGCAGCGGUGGAGAAAUACAGAGCCACGACUCUCACCUUGGUACCGCCAGUUUUGGUGGCUAUGGUCAACGAGGCUGAUUCUAUGAAGGCCAAGUACGAUCUUAGCUCUCUUAAAACAGUGAGGUGUGGAGGAGCGCCGUUGAGCAAAGAGGCAACGGAGGGUUUUUUAGAGAAAUAUCCAACGGUCCAUAUAUUUCAAGCGUAUGCUUUGACGGAGUCAAACGGUGGAGGGGCUUUCAUCGAUACCGUGGAGGACAGCCGGAGAUUCGGCACGUCGGGGCCAUUGACGUGUGAUGUGGAGGCGAGGAUCGUGGAUCCGGAUACGGGUCGGUUUUUGGGAAUUAACCAAACGGGUGAGCUCUGGCUCAAGGGCCCGACUAUUGCAAAAGGUUAUUUUAAAAAUGAAGAAGCUACGAAUGAAACCAUCAACUCCGAAGGAUGGCUAAAAACAGGAGAUCUUUGCUUUAUCGAUGAAGAUGGAUUUGUUUUCGUGGUGGAUCGACUGAAAGAACUAAUCAAAUAUAAAGGCUAUCAGGUGCCUCCAGCUGAACUCGAAGCUCUCCUAAUCACUCAUCCAGACAUUCUCGAUGCCGCCGUUAUUCCGUUUCCGGAUAAAGAAGCAGGACAAUAUCCAAUGGCUUACGUGACAAGAAAGGUUGAGAGCAUCCUCUCUGAGAAACAAGUUAUUGAGUUCAUCUCUAAACAGGUGGCACCGUAUAAAAAAAUAAGGAAGGUCGCAUUUAUAAACUCCAUACCAAAGACUGCAUCCGGGAAAACACUUCGCAAGGAUCUAAUCAAACUAGCCACUUCUAAACUUUGAAAUGACCUAAUUACUAGAUUCUCGCUUUUACUUAUUGUGUUAAAUCUUUAAUAAGUGAGAAGUUUUAAUAGUGUUGAAUAAUUGAAAAGAAGACUCAUAAAAAUGUCGAGUCAAUUUACUGAUGGGUGUUUUUUUUGGUCUACCUUGUCAUGAUUCUAUACUUGAAAUAUUCACAGAUAAAAAGAUGACGCAACAGAGCCUUCAGCACAUCUUUAGGUUUAGCCAUUUUGGCAUA